AAAAAAACCUCACGACAGAUCGGAAAGAGUAAGCUUAUCAAGAAUCAUUGUUCAAUCAGACAAGAUCUUAAGUUGGAAUGAGAAGAGAAGUUUUUGAGUCGGUGAGCACCAAUGCUUCUAAUGAAAGGGUUCACGUGGCUCCCAAAAUAGCGGCAGAGGAACAAGAUUAUGAGGAGAAAGAAUGCACUGAGGAGAAUUCUCUCUCUCAGAAUCAUAAAUCUUCUAAUGUAAUCACAGAGAAUGAUUCGAAGAAGAAGAAUUUGGAUGAAGAGGAUGAUUGUUCUGUUGCUUCUUCGAUGAAGAAUGCUAAGUCUAAAGUAACUCAUGGAACCGCUCCACGAUUUAGGAGUGCUCAGCGCGCUGAGAAACGAAAAGAGUAUUACCAAAAGCUUGAAGAGAAACACCAAGCACUUGAAGCUGAAAGGAUCGAGCUCGAACAAAGACAAAAGGAAGAACAAGAAGCAGCUAUUAAACAGCUUCGGAAAAACCUUAAGUUUAAGGCUAAUCCUGUUCCUGACUUCUAUUACCAACGACCUCCCGUGAAACCAGAGCUUAAGAAGUUUCCUCUGACGCGUCCUAAGUCGCCGAAACUCAAUCUGUCCAGGAGAAAGAGUUGCAGCGAUGCGAUUACCUCGUCUGGUGAAGAGAAUUCGAACUCACAGAAUCGCCAGAGUGUGGUAGAAUGAUUGCUCUCAAAAAGCUUCCACGGAGUAAGAGGUUUCCAUAACCUAAUUUUACUAGACCGGAGAUAACCAAACUUUUAUUUCCGGUUAUUUAUGCUUCAACUUUGAACUGUGGUGAUCGAGGCGUAUGUCGAUCGUGAGAGACUUCAACAUUCAAUCAAUAACGAGCCAAGAUUCAGCAAGGAAGCAAAAGACUUCUUUCAAUGGAGGAAAUCAUGUGAAGAAGAGAUUGAUUCAGUCAACAAGAACAAGACAUGGUUCAUUGUUGACAAAACAAGUGAAAUAAAAGCGAUUGGUCUUAAGUGGAGAUUCAUCACUUUAAAUGGAUGGGAGAUUCAUCACUUUGAUGGGAAGACAUCUUUCUUACAUUGAGAGCUGAAGGAAGACGUGUGUAUUGAUCAAUAUGAAAUCUUUGAAGAACAUCAAGGAGAAGAUGGAAUCAAGAUUGAGCAAGAGGCGGAUAUCUUGACUAAGGCAUUGACACAGAUCAAGUUCAAGACAAUGAGAAGUUUGUUUGGAGUUCAAGACCUCUCUAAAGUUAACUUGAAGCUUAUGGGGGAGAAUGUUGGGUAAACUUCAAAGUUAACUUAAGGCCCAAGUAGUCUUUAAU
Molecule: messenger RNA, 1293 nt
Organism: Arabidopsis thaliana (thale cress)
Lineage: Eukaryota; Viridiplantae; Streptophyta; Magnoliopsida; Brassicales; Brassicaceae
Gene: WVD2
Product: TPX2 (targeting protein for Xklp2) protein family
Exons: 7
Coding region: 78-686 (202 amino acids)
Biological process (GO): microtubule cytoskeleton organization
Cellular component (GO): cytoskeleton
Molecular function (GO): microtubule binding
Source: RefSeq, marked reviewed